This is a messenger RNA of Cannabis sativa, 1127 nucleotides long. RefSeq names its product transcription factor bHLH51. The record is from RefSeq and is a predicted model, not a curated record. Gene Ontology annotation, biological process: regulation of DNA-templated transcription. Gene Ontology annotation, molecular function: DNA-binding transcription factor activity; protein dimerization activity. Lineage: Eukaryota; Viridiplantae; Streptophyta; Magnoliopsida; Rosales; Cannabaceae. Bases 250 to 1104 code for a protein of 284 amino acids. The transcript is spliced from 2 exons.
AUGACAGGUGAAUAAAGCCAAGCAAGCACAAUUUUUUCAUUUGACAAAAUUUAAAGGGUUUGUGGAUAAUAUAAUACUACACCAAUCACAAUCAAACGUGAAGAUCACUACCAUACAUACACACAUUAUAUUAUUAGUGCAAGAGAAUAGUAAUAGUACACUAGCUAGAUAUAUUGAUAUGUUGUGUUGUGAAUGAGCUUUUGCCAUGACUUUGAUUGUUAUUACUAAUUUUUCUUUAUUUCUUGUGGUAUGGAAAAUCUCUAUCAUCAACAACAUCAGUAUUCUUCUUCUCCACAACCCAAUGGAGAAAACUUUUCCCACUACAACAAAAACGACGAGUCGUUUCUUGUACCAUAUUGGCAUUUACCUCUUGAUGAUGAACAUCACAACAACCAUGUACUAGCCACCUCCUCUGCUUUCCAAUUUUGUGGGUUUCCUUCUUCUUCUUCAUCUUCUACUUUUCCAAACGACAGUAGUUUUGGACCAGAAGAUAAAGCUGCUGCUGCUUCCAAAAGCCAUAGCCAAGCUGAGAAACGACGUCGUGACCGGAUCAAUGCUCAACUCACCACUCUUAGGAAACUAAUUCCCAAAUCUGAUAAGAUGGAUAAGGCAGCUUUAUUAGGAAGUGUGAUAGAUCACGUGAAAGAACUCAAGAGAAAAGCAGGGGAAGUAAGCAAAUAUUCAGUAGUUCCAACUGAAAUUGAUGAAAUAAUCAUAGAAAGCAAUCUUUCGGAUCAAGACUACGUAAGACUUUCCGAAGCUGGCGCUAAUAAAAACUGUGACAACGUUAAUUACAUAAAGGCCUCUGUUUGUUGUGAGGAUAGGCCUGAGUUGUUCUCUGAGCUUAUUCAAGUUUUCAAAGGGUUAAACCUCACAGCAGUUAGGGCUGAUGUAGUUAGCAUUGGUGGUAGAAUUAAGAGUGUUCUUAUUCUUAGCUCUAAAAAUAAUGAACAUGGUAAUACUAGUGUUUGUAUAAACACUCUUAAACAAUCUCUUAAACUAGUUUUAAGCAAAAUAUCUUCUUCAUCAUCUAUGGCUACAACUUGUCGUAUUAGGAGUAAGAGACAAAGGUUUUUCUUGCCUUCAUCUCAUUUUCCUCAAUAAAUUUACUAUUUAUUAUUUCUUUA